This is a messenger RNA of Chlamydomonas reinhardtii, 1471 nucleotides long. RefSeq lists its product as uncharacterized. The coding region runs from base 57 to 1145 and encodes 362 amino acids. The record is from RefSeq and is a predicted model, not a curated record. The transcript has 9 exons. Lineage: Eukaryota; Viridiplantae; Chlorophyta; Chlorophyceae; Chlamydomonadales; Chlamydomonadaceae. Gene Ontology annotation, molecular function: zinc ion binding; oxidoreductase activity.
UAAUUUUGCUUGUACAAAGACGCGUGUGUGACCACCCAGCGGAGCUCCCCUGCAAGAUGAAGGCCGUCGUCCUGACGGGCUUCGGCCACGCCGACCAGGUGCUCAGAUAUGAGACACAGCAUCCGAAACCACAGCGCAAAGCUGGAGAGGUAUUAGUGGAGGUGCAUGUGGCCUCCGUCAACGGCGGGGACUCCCGUGUGCGGAUGGGCUGGCUGCCCAAGGGCAUGGUGAAGAUCCCACAGAUCCUUGGGUGCGACGUUGCCGGAGUGGUGCUGGAGGCGGACGCGAACAGCAAGUUCAAGCCAGGGGACCGGGUGGUGGCCGACACCGGCCAGGCGGUGUCCGACCCCUGGGGCACGCAUGCCGAGUUCGUGAGCUGCCCCGAGUCCCGCUUCGCCGCGUUGCCUGCCUCCGUGUCCUUCGAGGCGGGCGCGGCGCUGCCGGUGGCCGGCCUCACUGCCUGGCAGGCGCUCAAGGGCUCCAUGCCGCUGGCCGGCAAGAGGGUGCUGGUGCUGGGCGGCGCGGGUGGCGUGGGCCACUUGGCGGUGCAGAUCGCCAAGAGCCAGGGCGCCUACGUUGCCGCCACCUGCAGCAGCCGCAAUGUGGAGUUCGUGACCAAGCAGCUAGGGGCGGACCUGGCCAUCGACUACACCAAGGGCCAGAAGCUUGAGGAAGCUGCGGGCGGGGCGGGCAGCUACGAUCUCGUGGUGGACCUGGUGGGGGACGAGCCGAGCGCCUGGGGCGUGCUGCGGCGGCGCGGCGGGCGCAUGGCGGCGGUGUCGUUCGACGGCAUACUGCAGGGCAAGACCGGCGGCGCGCUGCUGCUUGGCAUCCUGGUGCGUGCGCUGCGCUGCAAGCUGGCGGCGGCGCUGGGGCUGUGCCCCCGCUACGACAUCAUCACGCAGCAGCAGCACGGCCCAGGCAUGGGGCUGGAAGAGGUGGUGGGCCUGGUGGCGAGCGGGCAGGUUGUGCCGCACAUUGAGCGGGUGGUGUCGCUGGCGCAGGUGGCGGAGGCGCACAAGCACGUGGAGACCGGGCGCGCGCGAGGCAGGGUGGUCGUGAGGGUGGCGGAGGCAGAUGAUGCGGCGCCGGCGCGGGCCGCGUCGGCGGCGGCUGCGGCGGUUGCGCCGGCGGUUGCUGGGUAGGCGGCUGCGCUCGCUACGGUUCCGGCAGAGGCAGCAGCCGAUUCGGUCGCUGCGUAGUGUAUACAAGGUUGCACUGGUACAGUUGAGGAUGCUGUUGUAGCCCUGGGGGUGUGUGUGAGUGAUGGUAAGUUUUCGUCUGAUGAAGGGAAUAAUGUGAUGGAAGUGAGAGAUGCAAGCUUUGCAUGUGCAUUGUAUGAACAUGGCAUGUAGGAUUUGCUUCAUUUGCUUGAUACGGUAAGCAAGAGCUCCUGGGACAGUAUUCGCAGCACCAUUGUGCACAUUGUUGCAAAAUAUUCACUGCAGACAAAUUGUAAGGUUUGACACAA